CCUUGACCUGUUCAUAUAAACCAUUAUACCAUGUGGAUUUGAUGUUUAUUUUAAGUUUUUUCGAUUUCAAAUUUUUUGUUUAGUUGAUCUAUUUCUUAUUAUAUAAAGUUAUGGCAUUCAUUCUAAAUAAAUUAGGAAAUCAAUUCAAACAAACGAUUCAUUUGAUAAAUGGAUCAUUUAAUCUUAUUAUAGCUAAUCAAUAUCGUUUUCUGGCAUCUAAUUCGGGAAAAAAUCCAUUUCCACAGUACGUUAAUCUUCCGCCAAUUUCACCGUUGUCCGGAAAAGGUCAUACAUUUGAAACAAGAAUAGAACGUAAACGAAAAAUUGAAGAUCCAAAUCUACCAAGUUUAAAUUCAAUCGGUGAAUUGAAAUGGGCAACAACACGUAUGCUUCGUGAUGUUCGUCGUCGUCGUGUAUUUAUCGAUUAUUAUCCUUUUCGUCAAUGUUAUUAUAAUAUGAGAAAAAAUCAAACAUUACCACAAUCUGUUCGAGAAGAAGCAUAUAAAUUGGAACGUGCAUUACCACGUGAUUCUAUGUUUCAUUUAUUACAUAGUCGUUGUGCUGUAACUGGUCGAUCGCGUGGUAUUGUUAAACGUUAUCGUCUUAGUCGUUUUUGUUUCCGUCAUUUAGCCGAUUAUAAUAAACUUUCUGGAGUGAUAAAAGCUUCUUGGAAUUAAAAAUCAUAUUCUUUCAUUCUGCAAUUCAAU
This is a messenger RNA of Dermatophagoides pteronyssinus (European house dust mite), 707 nucleotides long. It is a transcript of the gene mRpS14, whose product is annotated as mitochondrial ribosomal protein S14. Lineage: Eukaryota; Metazoa; Arthropoda; Arachnida; Sarcoptiformes; Pyroglyphidae. Gene Ontology annotation, biological process: translation. Gene Ontology annotation, cellular component: ribosome; mitochondrial small ribosomal subunit. Gene Ontology annotation, molecular function: structural constituent of ribosome. The record is from RefSeq and is a predicted model, not a curated record.